AUGAGACUGGUAAUCCUUGUAUGCCAGCUUUGCCUCAUUCUGAGGAUCGAGGCCCAGAUACCAAUGGCUUGCAUUAUUAGUCAAACAAACAGACCUCCAGAAAAUUCGGACAUAACUGUGGUCUGCGGCUCUGAGUAUAUGGACCUAAGCAUCUACCUUUGCCCAAUGUAUCAAGCUCUUUACAAUGAGUCUCAGAUGGUCCUCAAUAAUCAGAUAAACACACCAGAGUGUUAUGGGUCUGCUGAUUGGAGCGUGGACCCACCAGUUUUAAAAUUCAGAUUUCCCCUGAAUGACAGUUCUGUCUCAUCCUGCAAUAAUAACUUUAAGAUAAGCAACCAAAUUGGGACUGGAGAGUUUUCUGACUUUUCAAGCAUCCAGUUCGUCAACAUCUCUGGCACUGUUACCUCUAUAGACCCCUCUGUGGCCAUGAUCACCUAUCGCUCGCAGAUCUUGUACAAGUUCUCCUGCUUCUACCCAAUGCAGUAUCUCAUGAACAACACUCAACUGGACGUAUCAGGUGUGAAUGUUGCCAUACGAGACAACAAUGGCAGCUUCAUCAGCACACUGAGUAUGGAGCUCUACCAAGAUGAGCUCUACCUACAGAAACUUGAUAUCCCACAAACAGGACUAAACCUGAAGACCAAGAUUUAUGUUGCAGUUAAGGCUACCAAUCUAACUGACAGGUUCAACGUGCUGCUGGACAGAUGUUACGCAACAACAAGUCCUUAUCCCUUACGCAACACCUUUUAUGACCUCUUUGUAGGGUGUCAACGUGACGCUCAAACUAAGGUGGAGCUCAAUGGGCAGUCCCAGGUGGCAUACUUCUCCUUUGAGGCCUUCAGAUUUGUGGAGCACAAAAAUAAGACAGUUUCUACUUUCUUCCUGCACUGCGUCACCAGGCUCUGUGAGGUGGCCUCGUGUCGCCAAUUACUGCCGGACUGUGUAACAACCGGAAGGAGAACAAGAGAGGCACCAGAUGUGUCUGCCAACGCUACAAUCACCUCGUCUGUCAUUGUUGUGGGGACAAAAAGCAGUGGAGAAGCUCAAACUUUCUCUGCUUCUUACGGCUUGUUAUCUGAGGGCAGUUACAGCGGCCCCGUUGUGGCUGUUAUUGUCUGCAUCGUCAUCUUAGCUAUUCUCCUUGUCUCCAUGGCUGCAUACUUUGUCUUGUAUGUCAGAAGAAGAAAACCAAUCAUCCAGUAA
This is a messenger RNA of Cyclopterus lumpus (lumpfish), 1203 nucleotides long. RefSeq names its product zona pellucida-like domain-containing protein 1. The coding region runs from base 1 to 1203 and encodes 400 amino acids. The record is from RefSeq and is a predicted model, not a curated record. NCBI's taxonomy places the organism in Eukaryota, Metazoa, Chordata, Actinopteri, Perciformes, Cyclopteridae. The transcript has 10 exons. Gene Ontology annotation, cellular component: cell surface.